AGGAAGAGGCCAGGAUAUUCCUGAAUGAACGUCUCCAUCAUCACCCCACACCUCCGCCCGGCGCCCGCCUCCCUCCCGCCACUCGCCGGUGUCGCUUCGAGGCACAGCCAGUUUCUAUAGCGACGGCGCUGAUCCGCGGCUCUUCCGAGUAGUAACAAAGCCGGCCGGCCGCCCGCUGCCGCGCCGGAGCUGAGGGGGGACGAGGCUCCCUCUCCCGAAGACACCCCGCUCGCUUGCGGCGCCCCGGACAGGACAAAUUGAACAGAGAACAUACCAAUGAUGAAUCAUCUGGUUUUGUUAGUAGUCAGACGCUUUGGUCAUGGAUGGAUGGAUGGAUAGAUGGAUGAAUAGAUUGAGCCCAGAACUGUAAGCCAGCCUGGCAGCUAGUAGACUUUUCAGGAAAUAAAGUUUGAAGCAAAUGACCUCCAGAGGUUCCUUCCAAUCUAAAUUACUCUGUGAUUUUGCCACUUGAAUGCAGGAAUUAGUGGAUUAUGUUCCAUGAUCUCCACUGCACAGGAGGGUGCUUUUUCUUAGGGUGCACUUUCUGAGAGAGUCUUCCAGAAGCAGAGAAGGAUAAAUAUGGCUCAGAAGUCCUCAAGUAAUACUGUAGUCAUUUGACUCUAGAGGAGACACUAGAACUGGAUUUUAUUCAGUUUCAGAGCUCCUUCUGUCAAGAAGCCAAGCCCAAGGAAAAAGUUUUUACCCAUGUGGAGAAGAACAGGCAUUUCUUGCAUUCCCUGCAAGUGAACGUUUGCAAGAAGUUCUUUUUCUUGGAAAAUGGAUGCCUGGCUCAGAGUAAAGGACAUGCAGUACACACCCCCUAGCAGAAGCUGAAAAUAGAUGAUGCCUGCUGAUGCUUUGGACAAUGUCAUCUCUUCUUUUCCUGUUUGAGAUGGGUGAUGUGAUCAUCAGGAAAAAGUUCUAAAAGAAGCCUAGAGUGACCUCUUCAUCCAUUGACUUCUCUUUCCUGAAGUCUAAAAACCAUCAGAAGAAAUGACCAGUCAGCUACCAGAGGAGUCUGUGGAAACCCAGAGCUCAGAUGAGCUCGAGUGCAAGAUCUGUUACAACCGCUAUAACCUGCGACAGAGGAAACCAAAAGUGCUGGAGUGCUGUCACAGAGUAUGUGCCAAAUGCCUUUGCAAGAUCAUAGACUUCGGUGACUCCCCACAAGGAGUCAUUGUAUGCCCGUUUUGCAGGUUUGAAACGUGCCUGCCAGACGAUGAGGUUAGUAGUCUUCCUGAUGACAACAACAUCCUUCUGAAUUUAGCUUGUGGGGGAAAGGGAAAAAAGUGCCUACCAGACAACCCAACAGAACUCUUGCUGACUCCCAAGAGGCUGGCGUCACUGGUUAGCCCUUCUCACACCUCUUCUAAUUGCCUGGUUAUAACAAUCAUGGAAGUACAAAGAGAAAGUCCCCAGACCCUGAACUCAACCCCUGUUGUGGAAUUUUACAGGCCUACAAGUUUUGACUCUGUUGCAACUGUGUCCCAUAACUGGACAGUGUGGAACUGCACAUCUUUGCUCUUCCAGACCUCAAUUAGGGUGCUAGUGUGGUUGCUUGGGUUGCUGUACUUUAGUUCCUUGCCUUUAGGGAUUUAUUUACUGGUAUCUAAGAAAGUUACCCUUGGGGUUGUCUUUGUAAGCCUUGUUCCUUCGAGCCUUGUUAUUCUCAUGGUUUAUGGCUUUUGCCAGUGUGUUUGCCAUGAAGUUCUAGACUGCAUGUCAUCUUGAUAACAAAUACAGUAAAAUAAGAUGUAUUGUCACUUGCGUAGCA
This is a messenger RNA of Neopsephotus bourkii (Bourke's parrot), 1774 nucleotides long. It is a transcript of the gene RNF182, whose product is annotated as ring finger protein 182. Bases 994 to 1731 code for a protein of 245 amino acids. The record is from RefSeq and is a predicted model, not a curated record. Lineage: Eukaryota; Metazoa; Chordata; Aves; Psittaciformes; Psittacidae. The transcript has 6 exons.